GCUCCACCGUCGUAUUGAAGUGACACCAGUCUGCACAUUGUACCUCCGCCGGCAAGACGUUCACAUGGCCAUGAAGAAGAGAUAUGUAAAGCGUCUGGUACGCAAAGUGGUGCUCCUGGUGGUUUGCAUCAUCGUGAUUUCAUUGGUCACCACCAUGAUAGUUGAGAAACGGAUGCGACCAGCUUCGGGCGACACCGAAGAACAUCUCGAUCCCAAUGGAGAUCCCAUAACACCCGUUUUCCGGGCUGCCAAUGUAGAACCGACCCGCAAGGCUGCCCGCCCGCCAUUCCAGGAUCGCAGCUUGGUGCGAGAUCCUGUGCCGGGUGAGGCUCGUCCUGUAGUGGGCUUUAGGCUACCGGAACCGAAAGGAGAGCGCAAGGACUGGCACGAUUAUGCCGCCAUGGAGGCGGACAAAACACGUUCGGGUUUGGGUGAGCAGGGCAGGUCGUCGGAAAUUGAGAAUCCAGAUGAAAAGGAAAUGGAGAGUUUGCUCUACAGAAAGAAUGGUUUCAACGGCCUCUUAUCGGAUCGAAUUUCGGUCAAUCGAUCGUUGCCCGAUGUACGACACGAGCAGUGCAAAACACGAAAAUACCUCGCCAAACUGCCGAAUGUUAGCGUAGUUUUUAUUUUCUUCAACGAAUACUUCAGCACCUUGCUCCGUUCCAUUCAUAGUGUCGUGAAUCGUACUCCGAAAGAGCUGUUGAAGCAAAUCAUCCUGGUUGAUGAUGCCAGCGAAUGGGAGCCACUGAAACAGCAACUGGAGGACUAUGUAAGCACCCAUUUUCCCGGCCUGGUGGACAUUGUAAGAAACCCAGAGCGACGUGGUCUAAUUGGUGCCAGAAUAGCUGGAGCCAAGGUUGCCGUUGGAGAAGUUAUGGUCUUUUUUGAUUCUCACAUCGAAGUUGCCUAUAAUUGGCUUCCACCAUUGCUCGAACCCAUUGCCAUUAAUAACAAGAUAUGCACCUGUCCAAUGAUUGAUUCCAUUGAUCAUUCGAAUUUUGCCUACAAUGGAGGCUUUCAGGAGGGAUCUCGUGGGGGCUUCGAUUGGAAAAUGUAUUACAAACAACUGCCGCCCUUAGCCGAGGAUUCCAUAGACAAAUCCAUGCCUUUCCGGAGUCCUGUCAUGAUGGGCGGCUUGUUCGCCAUGAAUACGGAUUUCUUCUGGGAUCUGGGAGGCUACGAUGAUGAGCUGGACAUUUGGGGCGGUGAGCAGUACGAACUGAGUUUCAAGAUCUGGAUGUGUGGCGGAAUGUUGCUGGAUGUGCCCUGCUCCCGAGUGGCCCACAUCUUCCGAGGACCCAUGGAUGCAAGGCCCAAUCCAAGGAACAACACCAAUUUCGUAGCAAGGAAUCACAAACGCGUGGCGGAAGUUUGGAUGGACGAGUACAAACAGUAUCUGUACGACCGGGAUCCAGAGACCUAUGAAAAAAUUGAUGCUGGAGAUCUCUCUCGUCAGAAGGGUGUGCGGGAGCGGUUGAAGUGCAAGAGCUUUCACUGGUUUAUGACCGAGGUGGCGCCCGAUUUCCUCGAGAAGUACCCACCUGUGGAGCCACCGGCCUAUGCCUCCGGGGCCAUUCAAAACGUGGCCCAUCCCAUUUAUUGCCUGGACUCAAUGGGCAAGAUUAGCAAUGAUGCUGUAGGACUCUUCAGUUGUGCGGAUAAUCGAACACAUCCGCAGGCGAACCAGAACUGGAAACUCUCCCAUGAUCGAGAGUUGCGUCACAGGGAGGAGAGCAUUUGCCUAGAUGUACAGGAUUCUAAUGCGAAUGCCACCGUCUGGAUGUGGUCCUGUCACGGUCAGGGAGGUAAUCAGUUCUGGUACUAUGAUAGAAAGAAUCAGUGGCUGGUCCAUGGGAAAAAUGGCCACAACUGCAUGGAGGCCAUCGUCGAGGAUGGAGUGGCCAAGGUCUGCGUCAAUAUUUGUGAGCGGGACAACGAACAACAACGCUGGGUGUUCGGAACUGUUAAUGACGAAAUGCUGGACAAGUUCUACGAUGGCUUGAAUUAGUCAUCCCUAAAGAAAAUCGUUUCAUUCAAUAAAAAUAAAACAGACUCUAGAGUUCGAGAACCUCUGGUCAUCUCGGGUCUAGUUCAUUGAUCGUUUUGAAGGUUUCGGAACAGUUUGCAAAAUAAAUUCCAUUUUUCCAUUAA
Molecule: messenger RNA, 2151 nt
Organism: Drosophila bipectinata
Lineage: Eukaryota; Metazoa; Arthropoda; Insecta; Diptera; Drosophilidae
Gene: Pgant4
Product: Polypeptide N-Acetylgalactosaminyltransferase 4
Biological process (GO): protein O-linked glycosylation
Cellular component (GO): Golgi apparatus
Molecular function (GO): polypeptide N-acetylgalactosaminyltransferase activity
Source: RefSeq, a predicted model, not a curated record